UAAUUAAUUUGCGUUAAGCGACAUUCAUUUUUUGUAGACUUCACUGCUAUAUACAUAUGUAUGUAUGUAUACUUGGUUGGUCCAAAUUCAAAAGGACUCUUAUGAUGCUGAUUUUGAAAUAAUAAAAGCUUUUUUUUUUAGAAAAUUUAAGCACUUUUGAUAUUUUGGAAAUUGAAAAAAAAAAAUUAUUUUGAUUUUAAGAUUUUUCGAAAAAAAAAUUUCAAUAUUUUUGCGACUCCUAAAAUAUGCGUUGCGCCAAGUCGACACCUAAAUAAUCAAACAAUUCCAAAAUCAACCCGCUCAGUAGCUUCUAAAUAUAUUUCUCUUAAUUUAUUAAUAUUCUUUUAAAAUCAAAAAAUGUCCACAUUUCAAAAUAUUUUCCAAAACUCAUCAACACAAUUCACGAAAUUCACAUCAAUCAAGCAGACAUAUGACAUUUGCAGCCAAAAACAACAAAAGCAAGAGCGCCAAAGCAGCUGAUUACCACCGCCUACCCAUUGCACUUGUGCCACCAAACGGCACCAACACCUUCACAAAGCACAGCGCUCAAUGGCCAUCGCGCCCUUCACACAACACGCUACAACAACAACAUACGAUUUGCGUUAGUCACAAAAAGCGCACAAAAAAAAAUUACUAAAAUGCAAAAAACAAAAACUAAAAUAAAAUAAGAGCAAAAAAGCAAAAUGCUAUGCAACAACGUGUUGCAAGGGCAAUGCGACGCAACAGUGAAUGUUGCAUGCAGCGCUGCUGCUGCUGUUGCAUGUACACUGCCAAGAGCUGGCAAUUUGCGAAACGCGUUGCUCUUAGCCAACUUAACAGCAAAGAAAAGCGGCGCGCUCUUCGUUGGCUGCCAACAGAGGACGCUCUUUUGCAACACAAAAGAGCUACAGGCUUGUUGCAAGUAGGACGCACAUGCACGGCAUAAAAUACAAGCUCCUUGGUUGCUGAGUGACUUGCCGUUGUGUUGGCUUGAGUGCGUUGUGUUGAACGUGCAACCUGCCUCGCUGUGUUGCUACCGCUCUCCACCCCUCCAAAUAGGCCACACAUUGCAUUUGUUGUUGUUGGUUGCAGUGUGUUGGCUUUUGCUCAAGUGUCGUGUGUUCGCUUGGUGUUGUUGUUGGUUCGAAGGGUUUUGUGUUGCGGAUGGACGACGGCGUGCGGCGACGCGUCGCGCCGCGAUGCGACUGCCACCGGCUCUGACAGAGAUUUUGCACGCGAUGCCACUGCAGUUCUUGCAGAUACCUUCGUACGUUUGUUUGGCUUGCACCGGCGAAAAAAUUUUGUUGCGCGCGUGUGUUGUUGUUCUCAUUCGCCGGACAAGUGCAGUACACAACACAUACACAACAACAAAACAAAAAGUUAUACAAAUUAAAAAUACAAAAAAAUUAUUAACAAAAUAAAUAUAUUUAUCAUAAAAAUUAUUUUUGCGUUGAAAAAUAGUAAUAAAUAAAAGAAAAACUCACCAAAAGAUCAAUAUCAAUUUACUAACAACAACAUAAGAAUAUGCGGCAUGAGCACACAAAACGUCAUAACUAACUAAAAAUUGCAAAAAAAAAUAUUUUAAAUAAACUGAAUAAAAAGCGGCUAAAAAGCUAACGUUGUAUAAAAAAAUCGUCACAAAAAAGUUAUGUGCAUAAAAAGUGGAAAUUAAGCAGAAAUUAAAAAAAAAUUGCAGAAAAAAUCGAGAAAAUCGUGCAUGUAUUAACUCUAAAAACUGUUUCGGUGAACCAAAAAAGGCAAAAAAUUACUUGAAAAAAUAAAUACAUAUGUAUUUGCGAAAUUGUGAAAUUUCAGAAAACUGCAAAAAAUUAAAGUGUACCAAAAAAAUAGAACAGUUUUGGCAAAAUUCUUGCAAAAAAUCGGUGAAAAAAAUUAAAGUGCUGAGAAAAAAGUGAAAAAAAUCACGAAAAUAUUGCACUGCUGUUGAAAUACGCCACGAGUAGCAAAAGACAGCGGCUAAAAGCUAGCAAAGGACAAAAGAAAAGAACAAAAACAAAAACAAAGCAAGCAGCUAAUUAAUAAAUGAUAAUCUUCAAGAAGCUCGGAUUUGACGACAAAAGCGCGCAGACUUCGCUGAUCGAUUGUGAGUUGUGAUUGGUUGGAAAAUAAUUUACGUUGAAAGCAAAAAAUUUACGAGACGCUGCUUUUUUCAUAAUUCUGCAAAAAAAAACGCUGUGAAAAAAAAACAACAAAACCACACACACAUACGAAGAAACGCGAACGAAAGCAUACACUUGAGAGACCAAAAACAGUUGCUGCAGUGCAUAUACUGUGCAUUUAACUAAAAAAAAAUUACAACAAUUUACAACAAAAAUUUUACAAUAAAUUACAACAACAAAUAAUUUUAAAAUACUAAAAAACGUUUUUGUUGGCGAAAAAAUCGAUUAAACUUGUGCAAAAAGACGUUGUGCUUAAAAAUAUACACACAUACCACUACAACAACAAAAAGUAUAGACUUUUACCAAAAAAGUAAACGUUUAAUUAUUUACACAUGUUUACUGCCGAAAAACUGCAACUUUGACACGUCGAAACACCGGAAAAUAUUGUAAAACAUUUACUGUGUUUUUUUUUUAUUUCGACCAAAAAAAAGUGAAUUUACACAACAACAAAAACAAGUGUAACCAAAAUUAACAGUAACGCGCUUCACCUGCUCUCCGCGCGAAGAAAGUCGCAAUAAGCAACAAAUUGUGGAAAAACAGCGCAAUUCAAAAGUCGUAUGUUUGUUUUUGUUAUUGUUGUUGUUACACAUAUGCUUUAUGAAGUGAAAUAAGUGCAUUUUAUUGCCGCUGAGUUGCCACCAAAAUUCGUUUUGAUUUGACUUUUACCAACCGCAACACACGCCUCCAACAUUUCUGUUUACGCCAUUAGAAAUGCUAGCCAAAUUUUGCAACAACAAAAGUGUGCAAAAUUACAAAAAUCCAGCAAAGUAAAUAAAUUUCAAUUUACAGUGCUUACAUUUGCGAAAGUAAAAACAUUAAAUCUGUUUCGAGUUAUAACUUAUUUCCAAAAUAGCUAACUGUUUUUCGGUGUACGCUUGCCGGCAUGCACAUAUGCGUGUGUGUAUAUGUGUGUGUGUGACGCGUGUGACAAAGUUACGUCCCGUUUAAUUUUACAAAUGGAUUACAUCUGCGAUUCACAAACUGGAUGGUAUACAGCAGCUUUAGUAGCCGACAGUGGCAUUAUAGCAACAACAACCACACUCACAACAAAAGCAACAACAGUGAAAGCAAUUAAAAUAAUAAACACAGCUGAUACUACGAGCGCCAUAAAAAAAUUCAACAGCAGUUUGGCAGGAAACGUGCACAUAUUGAAUUGCUUUUAAACAUUUCUGCUUUAUGUGAAAAUUCAUACUAAACCCCGAAAAAAGUCAAAAUUCCAAAUUUAAACUCAACGUCCAAACAUUUCAAAGUGAAACAGCAAACACAUCACACAAAUAAACAAGCAUUCAACUUUCGGUAAAAACAGAAACAACUUUGGCCUCUUUCCUUCUUCACAACAUACUCGAAACACAACUGCGGCAACAUAAACCGUUAAGCGUAAAAAUAACUAAAAAUGUCUAAAAACUGUUAAUGAAAAAAACAAAUUACAAUUAUAAAAAAAUUUGAUAAAACUCUCAACGGACUUAAAAAUAUUUAAAGCAUAAAAAGUGGCUAUGAAAAAUUUUACUUCUCGGCAUUAACGAAAAAUUUAAUCAACCAAAGUGAAAGCGCGUAUUUUACGAAAUAUACAAAAAUCAGCAAAUUUAAAGUGAAAGUCCUUCUCAGUUACAGACUUUUGGCAAUAAAAUAAUUUUUUUGUGAAAGCUUUUGACGAAAGCUCAUUUGAAGUGAAAGCUCGUUUGAAAUUAAAGCUCAUUUAAAUUGAAAGCUCCUGUAAAGUAAAAGCUCUUUUAAAAUGAAAGCUCGUUUAAAGUGAAAGCUCUUUUGAAGUAAAAGCUUAUUUAAAGCAAAAGCUUAUAUAGUGUGACAACUCAUUUGAUGUUAAAGGUCUUAAUAGUGAAACUGGAUUGAUGAAAGCUUGUUUCAUAUCAAAAGCUCAUUUCAUAUUAUCUUUUUAUUAAAAAAGUGAAAGUUCGUUUUCGAAACAAAAAAAUCACAAAAACUUUCUAAAGUCGAAAGCGCGUUCCAAUUCAAAAUCGCAUGAGUUUUGAAAGCCUUGCUAAAGUUGCUUAAAAAACGUAUGUAUGUAUCUUGUGCUCUCUCUCUCACACACUCGUAUAUAUGUCACAUGCAGUUCUUUCCUGCAGUUUUUGUUUCUUUUUUCUCACAAACUGUGUAUUUAUGAAAGCUCGUGCUUACAUUUUUGUGCAAAUGAAAACCAGUAAAAAUUUAAACUAAUUUUAAAUAAAACCGUUGUUAUUUUAUAUAAAAAAGUGAAAAAGCAGGUGUGUUCUCAUUACAAAAAAAGAGCAAACAAAAUUUCGUGCAACAAAUUAUUUGUCUUGUGUAAAAAAAUAUAUAUAAAACAACAGUUUCGAACAAAUCAUAACAACAGCAAUAACAACGGCGCAGCGUAACGGUUACAUCUUACAGCCAACUACAACAAAAGCAACACAGCAACAACAAAAAACCGGCAACACGGCCAAGCAAAAUUUUUAUCUUAUGGAUUGCUGGACGGGUAACGCCCGACUGGCGAGUGUUUUAGUUUAAGCAGCGUAAGCUGUCACCGACAUGGGCAGUGAGCACUACUGCUUGAGGUGGAACAAUCAUCAAUCCAACCUGUUAGGGGUGUUUAGUCAAUUACUACAGGACGAGAGUCUGGUGGACGUCACAUUAGCUUGUUCAGAGGGCGCCCUCAUCAAAGCCCAUAAGGUGGUCCUCUCGGCCUGUUCUUCGUAUUUCCAGAGCCUUUUUCUGGACCACCCCGAAAAACAUCCAAUUGUGAUAUUGAAGGACGUGCGCUUAGCCGAACUGAAAACAUUAGUCGAAUUCAUGUACAAGGGCGAAGUUAACGUGCAAUAUUGUCAGUUGUCGGCUUUGCUCAAAACGGCCGAGUCGUUAAAAGUUAAGGGCUUAGCAGAGAUGACCAAUCAGAAUACCACACUCAGAGAGCCAGAACGUGAACCGGAUCGCCUGAGACCGCAUUCGCAACCAAUUAAAAGCACUUGUGACAGUCCCGUCGAUACAGCGUUAGCGAGCGGGUCCAAUACAUCGUUAGCCACCUCAGCCGCAAACUUAGCCACAUCAGCCGCUUCGUCGCCAGCCGCCGCAGCCGGCACAGCCUCAACAAACGCCACCGCGAACGCAACAACAGCGCCAGCUACUACGACGCCAGUCAGCACAACAGCGGCUGCCGUUGUGGCUGCAGCUGCCGCAGCCGUUGUAGCGGUCACUCAGCAACAACAACAACAACAACAAGCUGCCACAGCGUCUGCCUCCACAUCAACGACGUCCACGUCAAGCACAAGCGCCGGCAGCAGCGCCGGUACCGCCAACACGGCGUCGACAGCGCAAAAACGUGACGCUAGCGGUGAACGCAGCGGCGGCGGCGGUAGCCCGUCAUCGUCAGCGCCACCCACAAAGCGUCAACAAAUGUCACCGGAACGCGACUCCUCACCGCUGCCGCUUGAUCUCUACCAGGGGCGCAGUGCCGCCGAAGCCGCAACACUCGGCCAGGAUGGUGGUGCGCGUGCCACGAGCGAAGAACGCGAUGCGACGACGCAUGCCAUUAGCAAAAAUAACAACAAUAGCAGCAGCAAUAAGAAUACGACGAGCAGCGGUGGUGGUGGCGGCAUUACCAGUGGGAUGAGCACGCAGACGGCGCAUCACAAUAACGGUAAUGGCGACAACAAACCGUCGCGGCGACGCGACGACUCGGACGAUGAAGAUGAUGACGACGAGCCGCAUCACGGCAUUACCGCGCUCGAUUCGCCGCCCGCACGACCCGGCUCCUGCAGUGUGCUGGACGUGGUGGAGAAAAUCGAAGAGCCCGACAGUUACGACGAAGAAAUGGAUCUAGACGACGAUGUGGAGGAUAAUAGUUCGAACGAUGCUAUGGGUUUGAAUAUGAAAAUCGGCGCUGCUAUUAGCCACACUGCGGCUGCGCUGGCUUUACCAUCACCGCUGGGUGGUGGCAGUGGCGGCGGUGGCGGUGAUCCAGAGUCGGCGCGCUCAACACCCGCUGCUGCAACCAGCUCAACAUCGUGCGGCGGUCUCAUACUCGCCUCGGAUCUCACACACCAACAACAACAGCGUGCGACCUCGCGCAGUCCACGCGAUGCGGCGAGCAUUGAGCGACCCGGCAGCAGUGGCGUUUGCGGCUUGGCCUCCACCUCGGCGGGCAUGAGUCCCAGCUCGUCGGCGGCAGCCGCUGCCGCAGCGGGCAGUGAUGCGCUGGCGGGCACCUCCGGUCUGGGACCAGUGCAGUCUGUGCCGCUGUCACUGAAGAAGGAGAUCGAUUGCAGCGAGGAUGACAACAGCAACAGCCGUCACAUGCAUCAGCCGCGUUCGGCGUCGGCGGGCGGUGGUUUGGGCGGUGAUUUGGACUAUCGCCUGACCACACACGAGUCGCUCUUUCGCCACUUCAGUUCGCCGUUUAGCGCUAUGGGCAACAGCAGCAGUGCCGCUGUGGCAGCCGCCCACUGUCCAGCACCGUUCGCCUUUCCAUUCACACCAUUCGGUCUGAGUUUGUUCGACAUAGAUCCGUCCAGAAUUUUGGGUAUGCUGCGACAUCAGACUUGGCUGGCCGAAGAAGCUUUGAAAAGUCACAACUUGUUGAACACACCGAAGGACUUUGCCCAACGUUUCAAUCCCGUCGGUGAUUUGUUCGCCAAGGAUUUCCAUCCGAAUCAUUCGCAUGCCAACACUGCCGAUUUGCUUGCUGGCGUAACAGUGCCCAAUAAUAGGGCGAGCACUGUUAGUCCAGUUAAGCAGACAACAUCCCCACAACAACAACAAAAACAAGCCGAACGCAAUGUGAUGGUGCAACAGCAACAACCACAGUACAAAACGCAACUUCAUCACCAACAACAGCAGCAACAGCCGCAACAACAGCAACAACAAACAUUCAAUGUGCGCUAUCCCUCGCCAGCUGCAUAUUUCCAUCAUCAACAACAGCAGCAACAACAACAACAUUUGAAGCAAAUGUCCAGCCGUCAAGGCACACCGUCACCACAUGCCACCGCCAUCUCAACACAAACGAAAGCGGAUAACACACCCGCAACGCACACGGUGGCCGCUGAUGACGAUGACGUCGUCAUCGAACUCACGACCACACACGAUGACGCACGCGACAGUGGCCGCGAAAGUGCUGCGCACACACCGAACAACAGCAGCGCCGGCACCUCGAGUGGCCUGGGCACUUCAGCCAGCGCCGCCGGUAGUAGCGGUGCACUGAGCAACGCCUGCUCACCGCUACUCUACAAGGAGUCACUCGAACAAUUGUUGCAACGUCGUCGCUCGGGCUCCUCACUCGGUGGCGUCAGCGACAGUCUACGUUCGUACACACAACUGUUGCUCUCCUCGAGCACACCCGGUUGCACCGACACGUCCAGCUGCAAGGAGAAAAGCUCCUCAUCUUCUACCUCAUCAACACCACCACCCACCUCAGCGCUGCUGGCGCAACACCAGUUGCUCACGCAACGAUUGAAUAGUCCAUCGGAGACGUCGUCACUAUUUGGUGAGCCACCCAUCGAAGAGGAGACACGUUGCGUCGUCUGCAAUGCACACUUUCCGAAUGUGUGGCUAUUGGAGCAGCAUGCCACGCUCCAGCAUCCACACAUCGGACCGGGCGAGGAAAAACCGUUCAUAUGCGAGCAAUGCGGUCAAUCGUAUCGUUAUCGCUCGGCUUAUGCUAAGCAUAAGGAGCAGAAUCAUCGCGCUCGCUUGCCGGCCGACAAGCUCUUCACGUGCGACGUCUGUGGCAUGCAAUUCCGUUAUUUGAAAUCGUUUAAAAAGCAUCGCCUCAAUCACGCGCUGGAGCGCUUGCACGGCAAGAAGAGCGUGAUUGGCAAACACUGUAUAACGCCGUUGCAUAUGCUGGGCGAACAGGAUGUGGUGACCAGUUCACAAGAGCCGAUGUUGCCCGAUGAGGGUGGUGAGGAUUUGCGCAUUAAUGUCAAGCGUGAGCAGGACGAUGAUGAACGUGAGCAGCGUGAACGCGAAGAUCAGGACUGUACCAUCGAUUCGGCUGGUAUGAUCAUAUGCAAUGACAACAACAAUUCAACAGCUUUAGCUACCACCACUGUGGCCGAGGCAAACAUAAGCAGUUCAGAUGGAAUUCAUAGUACAAAUAAGGGGCCACGCCUUCUUACAACUUCACAAAUGGAAACGGAUCCCUCCUAUCAUCAUUUGCAACGCCACCCACAGCAUCAACAUGCCCAUCCACAUCACCAACAACAGCCAGCACCACAGCAACCGUUGCCACCACACUUGCACAGCGGUGUUGCUGGCUCAUCACUGCCACCACAUCAACACGCACAUCCACAUGCGCAUGUGGCUUUACCGCAUUCGCAUCAUCCACAUGCGCAUCACGCGGCUGCAUCGUCAUUGAACUCGUUGAACUCACUGAACUCCAUUACGUCGUUGAUCAAUGCCGAACGCAUACCGAACGAACAAUUCCUGGGCCUUAAUCCGCAAGAGGCUUCAAUACUCAAUUUUCUGCGUGUCGACGCAGCCGAACGUCAACGGGACAAACGCCCCCAAACCUCACGUUUCGCCUGUCCCUUCUGCGGCAAGUGCGUACGCUCCAAGGAGAAUCUAAAAUUGCACGUACGCAAACACACCGGCGAACGACCAUUCGUGUGCCUCUUCUGUGGACGCGCUUUCGGCGGCAAAUCGGACCUUACACGUCAUCUGCGCAUACACACCGGCGAACGGCCGUACCAUUGCGAAUCGUGUGGCAAGUGUUUCGCACGCGCCGACUACCUAUCGAAACAUUUAACCACACACAUACACAAUGCACCACGCUGAGAUGAGGUGCGAAGGAGACAACGACUCCUUCGCAGAUAAUAGAAUGAACAGCCGACGACAGAGCUUUGGUCGGAACGUUCUUGGUGGCGCUGGUGGUGUGGUUUCUUGGCGACCAACGCGGCUACAGCGGAGAACGAUGCAAUGCAGAAUGAGGCGAGAAAUGUGGAAUGCAACAACAACAAUGUUCAACGUUAAAAGCGUAAAUGAAACGGUUUAUAGGUUAUAAUAUGUAUAAGAAACGCAGGAUUAAAAAAAAUCUAUAAAUUGUCGAUAAACAGGUUUGAUAAACUAUCGAUAAAUAUAAUAGUUAAAUUAUCGAUAAUUGUUACCGAUAGACAUACUUGAUAAACUAUCGAUAUAUGUUAUUGAUAAAUUAUCGAUAAUUAUUGUAAAUUAUCGAUAACUUCAAAAGUAUGAGGCACUGGCAUGCCUUUAACAACAACUGUAACAAGAUGUGAGAACAGUUAUUUUUUUUUAAGUACAGACAUACAUACAUACAUAUAUAUUUGUAUUGGAACUCAGCUAACUAAGCUUUAUUGAUCGUGUUUACAAAGAAUUGCGUAAGAAAUUAGGUUUUUGAAUUCAAUAUUUCUAGAAUGUGUGUUUUUAGUAAAGCACGCUUUGUAUGAGGUGUUUGCAGAUUUAAUUUUAGAAAAUAAUUUCAGGUUGAAAAUGAUUUUAAGAGUUGAAAGUGCUGCCAAGCAGAAUUUCAUCUAACGAAAGCGAAGACGCGGGUAUUAGCUAUUACGUAUGAAAGUUAAAAACAUGGUUUUUUUAUGAAAGUUAGUUUUAACAAAUAAUUAAGUGUCUUAAUUCCACCCUAGGUGUCAAGUUUAAUUUUUUAGUGAUUUAUUUUUGCGAAAUUUAAAAAGGCCUUUCGUUUCAACACUUAGUAUUUGGAGUACUUCAUUGAAAGAGAGGAGUUUUACAGAAUUAUUCGAAGAACAAACAGACCUGCCACGACCCUGCGUAUUUUUUUCUUAUUUUUAACGGAGUUUUGAAAAUCUAUGAGGUUCAAACAUAUCUUUUUCGUCUUUGUGUUCACUUUUUACACUUUCUCUCAAAUGUAAUCACUGCCGAAAAUUACCUUUCACUAUUUGAAUUUUUUUUCUAUCAUAUUCAUUACAAAUUUGAGGUUAGGUAUUUCUACUAGAAUUCCAAUUGCGAUCCGCAACUUAAGGUUAGGUACUUCUAGGACAAUGGCCUAUAAGUAAUUUUAAUUUUCUUUUGCGAUUCGAUUUCGAUUUCUUAAAGUCACCUAACGAGCUGAAGUCAUAAAAUUAAAUGUUUUCAGAGCAAAAACCAUUAUUAUACGUCAGGACAAGAAAACUUUGGGUCCUCCCAAUAUUGCAGUAAAUUUUUUAGUCUCGAAAGAUGGCAAGUCUCUUAAUAUAUUUACCAACUAGGACCCUAGUUCAUUAGUUGGAUAGACACUAGACCACGGCUAACUGUUUUUCAAUUAAUAUAGGAACCUUGAGAUCUUAUCUUACAACUGAUAAAUUAUGAGCUCUACUUUCUGAGAGCCAAAAUUUCAAGAGAACUUAUUGUAAAGAAUUAGUGCUUUCGACACAUAUUUUUUGCAAAUAUUCCCGAUAUGGAGACAGGCGAGCAUUUUUGUAUCAUAAAAAUGUACUGAUUUUGGAGUCCAACCAACCGCUUCUCAAAAUGGUUGAGUUUUGAUAGACUUUGAAAAUUUUUACCGAUUAUCCUUAUACGCAAAUAUAAAGGUAAGCUUUGAAAAACUAAAACAUCUAGUAGUUCUGCAAGUCUUUCAUGUAAAAUAAAAGUGAAAUUUGAGUUAAUACCGAUUUUAGAUCUAAGCCACGAUCACUUUUCAAAACUCAGCAGCUCUAUAAGAAACAACCAUCAUGUAUUCAAUUUAAAACUUCGAAUAAACAGUUCACCACCUUUUGUGUUCAUUUUGCUAACUGUUUGAGCACUACACUAUAAGUUACAAACGAUCGUUUUUAGACCUCUCAUCAUGAUCAGCACGAGCAUUGGUAAGAUCCUCUCUUUCAAUGAAAGUUUGUUUCGAAAAGCAAAACCAUUUUUUAAUUUUUAAAUAUGCAAUAUUAUAAGUAUAUUUUGGUGCUAGCGAUUUCUCAAAGGAGGCAAUUAUUUAGAAAGCGUUUGAGGAAAAGAGAGCGGACGCUAGUGAGCGCCCUGUGUUAAUAUGGAGGCAAAGAGACGUUACUAAGCCAAACAGAGGUUUUUUUAUUCAAAUACAUAUUAUUUACAUAUAUAGUACAUACAAUAUGUUUAGGUCUUAUUUAAUUAGGUUAAAAUGGCAUAAUUUUAUUUCUCUAAGAGUUUUUUUUAUUCGCUGAGAAAAUUAUUUUUUUCUCCAAGAAAUAUUUUUUUUUUUAUUUUUUAAGAAAUAUACUUUUUAUAAUCUAAGAAAUAGUAAAAAAAACAUCACAACAGAUAGUGGUUAUAGUUAAGGUUAGUGUGAGAGAUGCUAGAAAAGUCGUCGGAGCAAUGAGGCCAAUCUGCAGAGAAAUUUCACAGAUGAAAAACAUACAACAAAACCAAACAACCAAAAAACAGAAGGUAAUGCAAGAACUUAGCAUAAUUAAAAUUGUAAUAUUUCUUGUAAAAUAUUAAAAACAAAAAAACAUACAAAAUGUGUGAGAACACAGCGAGAACCCAACAAAACAAACAAACAAAGAGAUUUGGUUUCAACAAAUUACAUACAAACAAUCAAAAGUUAAAAUAUUAUGUAAAAUAAAAAAAAAAAACAAAACACAACUAAUAGCACAAUCAAAAAGCAGCUACUGUUAAAUAGUAAAAAAACAAAAACAAAUGCAACAAGGCAACAGUCUACACAAGUAUUAUCAUACGAGUACAUGAUGGAUUUUGUUUUGUUCAACAAUUCACAAUAAUAGCAAAUAGAAAAAUUAUUACAGAGUAUUUUUAUUUGUUUUUGUUUUUAGCAAAAAUUACAUUAAUUGAGUUCAAAACAACAACAACAACGAUAGCAAAUUACAUACAUACUUACAUAUAUACAAAUUGCAUAGCGCAGCGUGCAGACAUAACCUGAAAUUAAAUGAAAAUAGUUAAAUUUUUUGUUCAUUUACACGCAUACAUACAAACAUAGAUAUUUUUUAAAGCAAAUUGUUUAUAACAAACAAGCAAGCAAAGUAAAGAGGCAACUGUACAAGAUUUUUUAUAUACAUAUAUUUACAAUUACAAUUACAAUUAUUGCAACAAUAAUUUUUUUAAUACAUAAAUAUAUACAAACAUACAUAAAUAAUAUAUAAAUCUAUAGAGUAAACCAAUGCAACUCAAAAUAGCAACAACAAAUAAAUAAAUAGCAUAAAUAGCAAUAGCAAAACAUAAUUUUUGUUAAUAUUAAUAUACCUAUAUAAUUAUAUACAUACAUACAUGCAUACAAAGAUAGCGAACGUGCAACAAUAGAAUUUAUUUAUUUUUAUGCAAAAAAUAAGGAAAUUAUAAAAAUAUUUUUUUUAUUAAAAUUAUUAUUUUUAAAAUUUUUUUUUCAACAAAAAAUUAAUUUUUUAUGAUUAUAAUAAUUUUUU
This is a messenger RNA of Bactrocera dorsalis (oriental fruit fly), 12448 nucleotides long. RefSeq names its product platelet binding protein GspB (gene mamo). The transcript has 11 exons. The record is from RefSeq and is a predicted model, not a curated record. The coding region runs from base 4671 to 8909 and encodes 1412 amino acids. Lineage: Eukaryota; Metazoa; Arthropoda; Insecta; Diptera; Tephritidae. Gene Ontology annotation, cellular component: nucleus. Gene Ontology annotation, biological process: regulation of transcription by RNA polymerase II. Gene Ontology annotation, molecular function: protein binding.